UUUAAAACCAUACACAUCGCUAAUUAUUUUACAAGGCUAAAAAAUGUAUUUAAUUAUUUUGAAACUCAUCACCGAUACAAGAAAUUGUGAUACGACGAUAAGGUGCAAAAGGGCACUUGGAUUGAUGACUGCAGGCAUUAAGUAGCUCUCCAGGGUGCUGAAGUUGAAGUCUCUCAACGCCACUGACGAGCCUCAUCAAACUGUUGUUUGUGAGCUAAGAUAUCGGAUUCAUUCGCAUUUAUUUAUGCUGCCAAGGAACUAUUGGUGUUGGAAAAGAAGAAAAACAUCGUGAACUCUUUCAAGGAUAUCACGCGCAAUUAUUAAAUUCAGUUCAUGAAGGAAACGCAUUGGAGGAAAAAGGUAAAACUUUAUGGAAAUCUUUUCAUGCGUCCAGAGUCCCAAAAAUAAUGGUGGUUUUUUUGUAACAGCCAUCUCUCAUAACGGCUUCUAAAGGAGGACAAUGCAAUAUAUUCACCUCCCAUUCGGAGGUGCUUUAUUGGAGUUAUCCAGUUACCCUUGUUGCUCCAUCAUCAGGAGCAGACACAGCCUCUCAACACUUCCAUUUUACUGCAUUAGACUAUGGAUUAUUCUUGGUGUUUUGACAUUUCCAUGUUGUGUCCAAUGCCUGAUUUUCAAAGUGGGAGUCCUUGGGCCUUGGAACUGUGACCCUUUUUACUCAAAAGCACUACCUGCCAUUGCAUCCAGAUUUGCUGUUGGUCGCAUAAACGAGGAUUUCAGUUUAGACCUGGGCUGUACAAUGGACUUCAUCAUUCUUCAAGAGGCUUGUGAAACAUCCAAAUCAUUGACAUCGUUCAUACAAUAUGAGAAUGUAGCUGAUGUGUUUGUAGGCCCUACCAAUCCAGGAUACUGCAAUGCCGCAUCUCUCAUGGGCAAGAAUUGGGAUAAGGCUAUAUUUUCGUGGGCAUGUAUUAACUAUGAGUUAGACCGGGUUCAAGGCUACCCAACAUUUGCACGAGCAUUACCAUCUCCAACACGGGUGCUUUUCAAUGUGUUGAAGUAUUUUAGAUGGGCUAACAUAGGAAUCGUGGCUUCUAAUGAGGAUAUAUGGAUCAACACUGCUGCCAAACUGGCCAGUGCUCUCAGAAACCAGGGGCUCCCCAUUGGCAUCGUUGCAUCUGUGGGAGUUAAUGACACCAUGAUAGAGAACACGUUGAUGAGCAUCCAAAACGCAGGGGAAAUAAAAGUCAUCAUUAUGUGCAUGCACUCAGCGCUCAUCGGAGGAGAGCAACAAACAUCUUUCCUGAUGAAGGCCUAUGACAUGGGGCUGACAAAUGGUCGCUAUGUGUUCUUAUCAUACGACACUCUCCUGUACAGCCUGCCCUACACCAACACCACCUACUUCCCACUGCAAAAAAACACCAAACUACGCAAAGCCUAUGAUGCUGUACUCACUGUCACAGUUGAGUCGGAGUUGAUGUCGUUCAACGAAGCAUUCAAAAUGGCCAAACGGCUAGGAGAACUAACAGUGUCACAAGAGCCAGAGCAGAUCUCUCCACUUUUUGGUACAAUCUACAACAGUUUGUACCUCAUUGCCAAGUCCAUGCACAAUGCCAGAAGGGCAGGUAAGUGGCUCUCUGGAACCAACCUGGCCUUCUUCACGAGGAACAUGACGUUUACUGGGUUCAACCAGAACAUCCGCAUAGAUACCCAAGGGAAAAGGCAGACCAACUUUGUGAUCUUGGACACUGAUGGCUGGGGAACUCAACUAUAUCGCUGCUUUCAAGUGGACAUGAGUUCAGACAUGGUGUUGUUUGCUGGCACAUCCAUUCACUUCCCUGGAGGCUCCCCCCCAUCUUCUGAUUCUAGCUGCUGGUUUGACUCCAACGCUAUCUGCACAGGAGGUGUGGAAAUAAUAUAUGUCAUCAUAGCAUUUGUGAUCGUCUUCAUUUUAGUUCUUAGUUCUGUUGGCCUAACUCUGUUCAUAAGGAGGCGAAUCCAACAAAUCCAGUUGAUCAAAGGGCCUAACAGAAUCCUGCUUACACUUGAGGAUCUGACCUUCAUCAACCCUCAGUUGAGCAAGAUGAAAAUCACCCUUGAGGAUCUUAGUGAUUCAAAAAGUUACAUUGAGGAGAAGAGCAUAGGCGACUGUUCCCGCUCUGUGAAUAGUAUGGCAACAGCAACACAUGAAACCUCAAAUGUGGCCGUCUAUGAGGGGGACUGGGUGUGGCUGAAAAAAUUUAAGGAGGGACAUUUCAAGGAGGUCAAACAGAGCACCACUAAGAUUUUCACCAAGAUGAAGGACCUACGGAAUGAAAAUGUCAAUCCAUUCCUGGGGUUCUUCACUGAUUGUGACAUGUAUGCCAUUGUCACUGAACAUUGCUCUCGAGGGAGCCUGCAUGACCUCCUUCGUAAUGAAGAUGUCAAACUUGACUGGAUGUUUAAAUCCUCCUUACUGCUGGAUCUUAUCAAGGGCAUGAAAUAUCUUCACCACAGGGAAUUUCCUCAUGGGCAUCUGAAGUCUCGUAAUUGUGUGGUAGAUGGACGUUUUGUUCUUAAGAUCACAGAUUAUGGUUACAAUGAGAUUCUGGAGACCCAGAAAGCCCCAAAAGAGUCCCCACCUCCAGAGGAUCUUUUCUGGACAGCUCCUGAACAUCUUAGAGAUCCAGAAAAUCCAUGGAAAGGAACGUAUAAAGGAGAUGUUUACAGCUUUGCAAUUAUACUUCAAGAAGUAGUUGUCAGAGGAGCCCCCUACUGCAUGCUUGGCUUGUCUCCUGAAGAGAUAAUUAGGAAGGUGAAGAAGCCUCCACCUAUGUGUAGGCCCACUGUAGCCCCAGACCAAGCCCCACUGGAAUGCAUCCAAUUAAUGAAACAAUGCUGGAGUGAACAACCUGAUAGAAGGCCUUAUUUUGAUGAGAUCUUUGAUCAGUUCAAGCUCAUCAACAAGGGCAAAAAGACCAAUAUUAUUGACUCCAUGUUGCGCAUGCUGGAGCAGUACUCCUCUAACCUGGAGGACCUGAUCAGGGAGAGGACAGAGGAGUUGGAGGUAGAGAAACAAAGAACAGAAAAGCUUCUGGCUGAGAUGCUUCCUCCUUCUGUGGCAGAAGCUCUGAAAACCGGUGUCUCUGUUGAGCCAGAGUACUUUGAUCAGGUCACCAUCUACUUCAGUGACAUUGUGGGCUUCACCACCAUCUCAUCUCUUAGCGAUCCAAUUGAGGUUGUAGACUUGCUCAAUGACCUUUACAGUCUAUUUGAUGCUGUGCUGGGCAGCCACGAUGUCUACAAGGUUGAAACCAUUGGAGAUGCUUACAUGGUGGCCUCUGGGCUGCCGAAGAGGAACGGCAACAACCAUGCAGCCGAGAUCGCCAACAUGUCCCUGAAUAUACUUAGCUCUGUGGGCUCCUUCAAGAUCCGGCACAUGCCAGAAAUUCCGGUUAGGAUAAGGAUAGGCAUUCACUCAGGCCCGUGUGUUGCUGGAGUCGUGGGUCUAACUAUGCCUAGAUACUGCCUUUUUGGAGACACAGUCAACACCGCCUCUCGUAUGGAAUCUACAGGGUUGCCUUACAGAAUACAUGUGAACAUUAGUACAGUGAAGAUUCUCCAGUCACUGAACGACGGCUACAAAAUAGAUGUUAGAGGAAAGACCGAGCUAAAGGGAAAGGGCAUUGAAGAAACAUACUGGCUUGUUGGAAAAUCAAAUUUUACAAAGCCUUUGCCAAAACCACCAGAGAUCAAACCAGGAGAUAACUGGCAAGACAUGGUGACAGAAGAGAUCAAGUCAAUAUUCCGCAAGGCCAACAGACAAGUGGACAACCCCAAAAUCUGAGAAGCAAAGAGGGGGACAGUAUAACUGAAGAAGGAAAGACAGAUAACCAACUGGAUGAGAAAGACAGAAAGGAGAACACAAGCAUGUGUGUAUUGCUACAGCUUACAAAGACUGCUUUAAUAGGAUUGAUUGUUGUCUGUC
This is a messenger RNA of Myxocyprinus asiaticus (Chinese sucker), 3925 nucleotides long. RefSeq names its product retinal guanylyl cyclase 2-like. Gene Ontology annotation, molecular function: protein kinase activity; ATP binding; peptide receptor activity. Lineage: Eukaryota; Metazoa; Chordata; Actinopteri; Cypriniformes; Catostomidae. The coding region runs from base 461 to 3784 and encodes 1107 amino acids. The transcript is spliced from 20 exons. The record is from RefSeq and is a predicted model, not a curated record. Gene Ontology annotation, biological process: cGMP biosynthetic process; protein phosphorylation; intracellular signal transduction.